UUGUUCAUUCAACAUGGAGUCCACGCAAGCUACGCUUUUUACCUUUAAAGGUUUUACAAGGGGUUUAAACGUUUUAGUUGGUUUAACUGUGGUAUUUUGCUUGUGUGCGUGUGGUCGGGCUGAAGUACGAACAGUUGUUAUUGACAAGGGAAGCGGACAGCUGGUCGUAGUUGACGGGUUCCGAGAAGAGUUCGUUGCUUGGGCAAACUUCACAGACUCGAUCACAACAACAGGGUGGUCAUUCUUGGAGAUCACCACCAGCAGUAAGUACAAUGACAGUAUCCAGGCUUAUGCUGCUGGUGCAGUGGAGGCUGCACUUACAUCUGAGCUCAUCUAUAAGCACUGGAUGAACACUUUGAUGGGUUACUGUGGGCCCUUCAUAUCUGAACCUGGUUAUUGUGAGCGCCUGAAGGCUUUCAUUUCAGCCAACCUGCUGUGGAUUCAGGAGCAAACAGAGCAACAGCCAAAUUCACCCUACUGGUAUCAGGUGCGUCUGGCGCUCCUACAGCUGAAAGGUCUGGAGGACAGCUAUUAUGACCAGCUGUCAUUUCCAACCGGGCCCUUCUCCUUCAGCCCAUUUGGCUUUCUACUUUUUCAGAUGGGUGGGGAUCUUGAGGACUUGGAAUCAGCUCUAAACAAAUCCAGCCUAACUCGACCUAUUGGUUCUGGUUCCUGCUCUGCCCUUAUUAAGCUGCUGCCCAACAAUAAGGACUUGCUGGUGUCACACGACACCUGGAACAACUACCAGGCCAUGCUGCGCAUCAUGAAGAAAUACAUCUUUGCCUUUAAAGCUUCUCCAUUAGACAAUUUUCCCCUUCCUGGAGGAACUCAGGCCUUCUCAUCUUACCCAGGAUCCAUCUUCUCUGGCGAUGACUUCUACAUCCUCAGUAGUGGUUUGGUAACUUUGGAAACAACUAUUGGCAACAGCAACCCUGCUCUUUGGAAGUUUGUUCAGCCCACAGGAACAGUCAUGGAGUGGCUGCGGAACAUUGUGGCUAAUCGACUGGCUACAACUGGCAUGGAGUGGGCAGAGAUAUUCAGCAAGUACAACAGUGGAACGUAUAACAACCAGUGGAUGAUUGUGAACUAUAACCACUUCACUCCAGGAAAAGCUGACAUUAAAGAGGAGCUCUUUGUUGUGUUGGAGCAGAUUCCGGGGCUUGUUGUUUACCGUGAUAAGACUCAAGAACUGCUGAAAAAGGGAUACUGGGCGAGUUUCAACAUACCGUACUAUGAGAGCAUAUUUAAUGCCAGUGGCUGCAAUGAGAUGGUCGAGAAGUUUGGUCCAUGGUUCUCACUGGACCAGAGUCCUCGAGCUCAGAUAUUCAGGAGAGAUCAGACACAUGUCACAGAUUUGGAUUCUAUGAUCCAGCUCAUGAGGUAUAAUAACUUUAAAGAAGAUCCAUUAUCAAGGUGUGAGGGUUGUAAUCCACCUCAGAAUGGAGAAAAUGCCAUCUCAGCCCGCUCAGACCUGAAUCCUGCAAAUGGAACAUAUCCAUUUGGUGCUCUUGCACAAAGAUCACAUGGAGGAACGGACAUGAAGAUGACUUCUUAUGAAAUGUUCAAAGAGUAUGGCAUGGUGGCAGUUAGUGGGCCAACCUGGGACCAGGUGCCGCCGUUCCAGUGGAGCACUUCCGCCUACAAAGACCUGAUGCACAUGGGUCACCCAGAUAUUUGGACUUUCAAGCCUAUCAAAGUCACCUGGACUCCUUAAUUGUUACUGUUGUGGAAUACAAAUAUUAUGAAUAUGCUCAGAUCCAGCUUUGCUUUUCAAAGACAUAACGAAGGGAAAUGAUAGACAUAAUUGCCAGUAAUGGUCAGAAAGGUGGUGCACUGUGAAAGUAUUGCAUCGUUUCAGUGUGGCAGUUUUUGCACGAUAAAUCAUAGAAUAUUGUGUUUUUUAUGUUUGGCAAAAUGAACAAGAACCAUUAAUUUUU
Molecule: messenger RNA, 1937 nt
Organism: Cololabis saira (Pacific saury)
Lineage: Eukaryota; Metazoa; Chordata; Actinopteri; Beloniformes; Belonidae
Gene: plbd2
Product: phospholipase B domain containing 2
Exons: 12
Coding region: 14-1714 (566 amino acids)
Biological process (GO): phospholipid catabolic process
Cellular component (GO): extracellular region
Molecular function (GO): glycerophospholipase activity
Source: RefSeq, a predicted model, not a curated record